Molecule: messenger RNA, 1869 nt
Organism: Anopheles stephensi (Asian malaria mosquito)
Lineage: Eukaryota; Metazoa; Arthropoda; Insecta; Diptera; Culicidae
Product: PRADC1-like protein
Exons: 3
Coding region: 464-1144 (226 amino acids)
Source: RefSeq, a predicted model, not a curated record
AUGACAGCUUAUUUAUCAACAUGGCCCCCUAAAAAAAAAGUGCGGAAUAAUCGACCAUUUGGUGUGUUCCGGCGCUCGGCGUUAGUUCGACGAGAGGUUAACGGUGAAGUGCAUCGAAACGUAGUUACGGUAGCCGAUUCUGCAGCGCUUGUUACCAAUCCGUUGUCCGUUGAUCCGGCUGCCGUUUUGAAACAUUUGCAAGACGCUUGCGGUUAGUGUCGUGUGCCUCCUCGCUGCUGUAAUCUGCGCGCAGGAUUACAUUAUCAUCGUAAGAUAAUCGACUCAUGGAAGUUCAUGUUGGCGUCGAAUGAAUGCAUUGCGUGGCAAGCAGGAAGGCAAAAUAUAAAACGCAUCGCUUGAUGUUGUUGCCCUGUGCUGCGUGGAAAUUGUGCGUUAGAAAGUGUGCUGUGCCCGGUGCUGUUUGCGGUAGGUUAAGGGUCGCUGGUUGCCGGAAAGAAGAGUAAUGACGCGCCACGCUCUUUCCGUUGUGGUGCCUCAGGUUCUUGGACGAUGGCGCCGACAAAUGGGGCUAGAAUUCAGUGCUGCUAGCACGAUCUGCUGGCUGGCUUUCCUGGCGUUCGUCUGGUGCGGUGCAAACAACCUUCACAUGAACGAUGGCGUACGGACGCAGGACAUCAUUGCUGGUGAUGUGUUUUUCGAAAUUUUAGAACCGUCGGCGCUGGAAUAUACGUACCGUUUGCGGCCAGCAAAGGACUUUGGCGGAACGUUCGGCAUUACGUACAAAUCGCCACAGGGCAAGCUGGUACCGGCAGUACCGGCCGACGCGUGUUCGACCAAAUUCGAGAAUGCCGAUGAUUUGGUUGGCAACAUUGCACUCGUCGAGCGGGGCCAUUGCUCGUUCCUAACGAAAGCCAUCAACGUGGAAGCGAUCGGUGGUGCAGCGAUUAUCGUGACCGAGUACGACACGGAGAUCGAUGACUUUGAUUACUACAUAGAGAUGGUGCAUGACAAUACCGAUCGCGACACGAACAUUCCGGCAGGAUUUUUGCACGGCAAGAACGGUAUCAUUAUCCGGCAGACGCUGAAAAAGAUGCGUCUGCCGUACGCGCUCGUUAACAUUCCCGUCAACCUCACCUUUAUACAGCCGCACAUGAUAAACCAACCUCCCUGGUUGCCAUGGUGAGUGCGGGUACACCACUGUGGCGCAUAAAAACACGCACUCGUAGACGGCGCAACACUGAGCGCCAAACAAACCAGAAGGCAAUGUGGUGGUGGAGCGUAUUGCUGCUGCUGUUGGAGCAAAUGUUAGUAGCGUGGCUUGUAUCGAUGGUGGGGCUGCAUACGAUUGUGGAGGGUGGUAGUUCACCGGUUACCACCACCACCACCACUACUAGCGUGCAACUUGCACGCGCACAGCUAGUCACCGCUCGACGUAUGCAACCGUUCUGGACCAGUACCGGAUUAUGUCCGCCCGAGCCACGAAACGCAACCGGCGCGUUCCUGGUGUCGAAAGAUUCGUUCAUGAACUUGGAGCUGAUUGGUUCGCUGCCGAACCGGGGCCUAAGCCAUGUGCGGAUACAUUGGCUGCUUGAGCUUCUUGAAGUGUAAGUGUGUGUGUUUUUUUUUUCGCCGUGUUCUAUUACACCCUCGGGACGUUUGUUGCAAUAUUAUUGGCUAGAAAAUAGUGAACAAAAAAAAAAAAUCUAACCCCUUUCUGAUCCUUAACGUUUAUAGUUUGACUAACAGGCCUUGCAAAGGGCUAUUCAUGUUGUUUCGUAUGAGGUAAAGAGAUGUGUUUCCCCCCUAUUCGUUUGCGAAGUUUUGCGAAAAAACAGAAAAGACAUAAACGGUAACGGCAGAUUGUGAUAACCUUUGUUGUAAAAUAUAGACUCUUUUAAUGAAAAGGUA